AUGGCUACUCAAAAUCCAUUCAACAAGAUAUUGAAGACGUUGCAGAAGCCCGGUGAUGGCGGUGAAUUCGGAAAAUACUACAGUUUGCCAGCUCUCAACGAUUCCAGAAUCGAUGCGCUUCCUUACUCGAUUAGGAUACUUUUGGAAUCUGCGAUUCGUAACUGUGAUGAGUUUCAAGUUAAGGCCGAUGAUGUUGAGAAAAUUAUUGAUUGGCAGAAUACAUCUCCCAAACAGGUGGAGAUUCCGUUUAAGCCUGCUAGAGUGCUUUUGCAGGAUUUUACUGGUGUGCCUGCUGUUGUUGAUCUUGCCUGUAUGAGGGAUGCAAUGAACAGGCUUGGUGGUGAUUCGAAUAAAAUUAAUCCGUUGGUACCGGUCGAUCUUGUCAUUGAUCACUCUGUUCAGGUGGAUGUAGCGCGAUCAGAAAAUGCUGUUCAGGCAAAUAUGGAACUUGAAUUUCAGAGGAAUAAGGAGAGAUUUGGUUUCCUUAAAUGGGGUUCAAAUGCUUUCAAUAACAUGCUCGUUGUUCCUCCUGGAUCAGGAAUAGUCCAUCAGGUUAAUUUAGAAUACCUUGGUAGAGUUGUGUUCAACACAAAUGGUGUGCUUUAUCCUGACAGUGUUGUCGGAACUGAUUCACACACAACUAUGAUAGAUGGCUUGGGUGUUGCUGGGUGGGGAGUUGGUGGAAUUGAAGCUGAAGCUGCAAUGCUCGGGCAGCCCAUGAGCAUGGUCCUACCAGGUGUGGUUGGGUUCAAAUUAUUAGGCAAACUACGAAGUGGUGUCACAGCUACCGACUUGGUGUUGACUGUUACUCAAAUGCUAAGAAAGCAUGGGGUUGUUGGCAAGUUUGUAGAGUUUUAUGGGCAAGGCAUGAGUGAACUGCCUUUGGCAGAUCGUGCCACCAUUGCAAACAUGUCUCCUGAGUAUGGCGCAACAAUGGGAUUCUUUCCUGUCGAUCAUGUCACUUUGCAAUAUUUGAAACUGACUGGCAGGAGCGAUGAAACUGUUUCUAUGAUAGAAUCCUAUUUACGAGCUAAUAAGAUGUUUGUGGACUAUAGUGAGCCCCAAGUGGAGAGAGUGUACUCAUCCUAUUUGGAGCUCAAUCUUGAGGAUGUUGAACCAUGUGUCUCAGGUCCAAAAAGGCCUCAUGAUCGUGUUACUUUGAAAGAAAUGAAGGCAGAUUGGCAUGCCUGCCUCAACAAUAAAGUUGGGUUUAAGGGUUUUGCUGUACAAAAGGAAGCUCAGACAAAGGCUGCAGAGUUCAAAUUCCGGGAAACACCAGCAAAACUUAAGCAUGGGGAUGUUGUUAUAGCUGCUAUCACCAGCUGUACAAAUACCUCAAAUCCCAGUGUAAUGCUUGGAGCUGCAUUGGUUGCAAAAAAAGCAUGUGAUUUGGGAUUGGAGGUUAAGCCAUGGAUCAAAACAAGUCUUGCUCCAGGUUCUGGUGUGGUUACCAAGUAUUUGCAGAGGAGUGGCUUGCAGGAGUAUUUGAAUCAGCUAGGGUUUAACAUAGUUGGGUAUGGAUGCACCACAUGCAUUGGAAAUUCAGGGGAUAUUGAUGAAGCUGUUGCAUCUGCAAUAACAGAAAAUGAUAUAGUAGCUGCAGCUGUAUUGUCUGGAAAUAGGAACUUUGAGGGCCGAGUUCAUCCAUUAACAAGGGCUAAUUAUCUAGCUUCUCCGCCUCUCGUUGUUGCCUAUGCUCUUGCUGGCACAGUUGACAUUGACUUUGAUACCGAGCCAAUUGGGAUAGCAAAGGAUGGAAAACAGAUCUUCUUCAGGGAUAUCUGGCCAUCCAGUGAAGAAAUAGCAGAUGUUGUGCAAUCAAGUGUGCUGCCUGAUAUGUUUAGGGAAACAUACAAUGCUAUUACCAAAGGCAACCCCAUGUGGAAUAGUUUAUCUGUUCCAUCUGGCAAUCUUUAUGCCUGGGACUCUACAUCAACUUAUAUUCACGAGCCACCUUAUUUUAAAGACAUGAGCAUGUCUCCCCCAGGCCCUCAUGGAGUGAAGGAUGCUUAUUGUUUGCUCAACUUUGGAGACAGUAUUACGACUGACCACAUCUCUCCAGCCGGCAGCAUACAUAAGGAUAGUCCUGCAGCCAGAUACCUUGCAGAACGUGGGGUUGAUAGACGAGACUUCAACUCCUAUGGAAGUCGCCGUGGUAAUGAUGAGGUGAUGGCAAGAGGAACUUUUGCCAAUAUUCGCAUUGUCAACAAAUUCCUGAAUGGAGAAGUUGGACCUAAAACUAUACAUAUUCCUUCUGGGGAAAAGUUAUCAGUCUUUGAUGCUGCAACGAAAUACAAGAGUGAGGGACAUGGUAUGAUUAUUUUGGCCGGUGCUGAGUAUGGGAGUGGAAGUUCUCGCGAUUGGGCUGCGAAGGGACCAAUGCUACUGGGCGUGAAAGCUGUCAUAGCAAAAAGCUUUGAAAGGAUUCACCGUAGUAAUUUGGUGGGAAUGGGUAUAAUUCCUCUAUGUUUCAAGACUGGCGAGGAUGCCGAUACUCUUGGAUUGACUGGUCACGAGCGUUACACCAUUGAUCUUCCAAGCAGUGUGGGUGAAAUUCGACCUGGUCAAGAUAUCACAGUGGUGACAGACAAUGGGAAGAAAUUUUCAUGUACCCUGAGAUUUGAUACAGAGGUUGAGCUUGCAUACUUCAGUCAUGGAGGCAUCUUACAAUACGCCAUCAGGAACUUGAUCAAUGCUAAACAUUGA
Messenger RNA from Lathyrus sativus (Indian pea), 2706 nucleotides. The record is from the annotation of a GenBank genome assembly. NCBI's taxonomy places the organism in Eukaryota, Viridiplantae, Streptophyta, Magnoliopsida, Fabales, Fabaceae.